This is a messenger RNA of Sclerotinia sclerotiorum 1980 UF-70, 1101 nucleotides long. RefSeq lists its product as hypothetical. Gene Ontology annotation, biological process: intracellular signal transduction. The record is from RefSeq and is a predicted model, not a curated record. The transcript has 2 exons. NCBI's taxonomy places the organism in Eukaryota, Fungi, Ascomycota, Leotiomycetes, Helotiales, Sclerotiniaceae. Bases 1 to 1101 code for a protein of 366 amino acids. Gene Ontology annotation, molecular function: protein serine/threonine kinase activator activity.
AUGGAUGAGCUGACGAAUGGACAGGCGGAGGAGCUGGCGAAGGCUCUAUCUCAGAUGAAGUUCAUUUUGCAAGGGACACAGGAAAUUGAAAGCACCCCCGAGCAAGUCCACCAGCUUGUAACCGGAAUGAUUCAGGAAGAUCUACUUUACCUCCUUGCCGUAAAUCUAUACCGUCUCCCUUUCGAAUCGAGAAAAGAUGCACAGGUUAUAUUCUCUUACGUCCUACGGUUCCGUCCCGCGACAGCAUCGCCGAAGAGCGAACCGAUGGCGCUUAGUUAUGUUAUAAAUAAUAGACCGGAGGUAUUGGUUGAGCUAUGUAACGGUUACGAGCAUAAGGAAAGUGCUACACCUGCUGGGACAGUUCUCCGAGAGGUUUUGAAGAGUGAUGCUGCAGCAGCCAUCAUUUUGUACAAUGAUGUUAAGGAAGGAGAUGUUAGCACAAAAGGGUUGACUGCUAUACAACCAGAAAUCAAGCAGAGUGGAGAGGGAGUGUUUUGGAAAUUCUUUAAUUGGAUUGACCAAGGAUCGUUCGAGGUUGGAGCAGAUGCUUUCACAACUUUUAGGGUAGGCAAUGCGGCCAUGUUGGAAUUAAUAAAGCUAAUGCAGGCACAGGAACUUUUAACCAAGCACAAACAAAUUGUAGCACAGUAUUUGGCUACCAAUUUCGACCUGUUUUUCGAUAAGUACAACAAUAUUUUAGUCCAAUCAGCAAGUUAUGUUACCAAAAGACAGUCAAUAAAACUUUUGGGUGAGAUUCUUUUGGAUCGAGCCAACUAUACAGUUAUGACAGCAUAUGUUGAUCGAGGAGAGCAUUUAAAGAUAUGCAUGAAUCUUCUUCGGGAUGAGAGAAAGAUGGUACAGUAUGAAGGAUUUCAUGUUUUUAAAGUCUUUGUGGCGAAUCCACAUAAAUCCAUGGCUGUACAGAGAAUACUGCUCAAUAAUCGAGAAAGAUUGUUGAAUUUCUUGAAACAUUUCUUAGAAGAUCGUACAGAGGAUGAACAAUUCAUUGAUGAGAGGGAGUUCUUGAUCAAACAGAUAGAGAGAAUGCCACCACAACCUGUUGAGCCGGCACAAAAGCCUGCACUAUUAAUGGGACGUUAA